Seriola dumerili (greater amberjack) is the source of this 2253-nucleotide messenger RNA. Its product is annotated as frizzled-8-like. The transcript has a single exon. Gene Ontology annotation, biological process: non-canonical Wnt signaling pathway; canonical Wnt signaling pathway. Gene Ontology annotation, cellular component: plasma membrane. Gene Ontology annotation, molecular function: Wnt-protein binding; Wnt receptor activity. The record is from RefSeq and is a predicted model, not a curated record. Bases 231 to 1976 code for a protein of 581 amino acids. Lineage: Eukaryota; Metazoa; Chordata; Actinopteri; Carangiformes; Carangidae.
GGUGCUAGACUGACAGGCAGAGAGGGAGAGAGAGAGUGAGGAGACUGACAGUAUCCCAGACUGUGAGAAAGUAAAGCGCUUGUUUUUUGGAUUUUACAGACUGUCACAAACGAUCUGCGCUCUAGCAUGAGUUCAGCAGCAUCCCUGGAUUAAUCCCACUUGCAGCCUACUUGCAAAGCGCAAGUUCGCUCGCACUUUCUCGAGGACGACUCGCGCACAGGAAAACGACGAUGGAGAGGAGCAUCCCGGGAUGGUGCGUGCUGUUAACCCUCGUCUUGCACGGAACGCGCUGCAUGGCGGCCAAGGAGCUCCAGUGCCAGGAGAUCUCCGUGCCUCUGUGCAAAGGCAUCGGCUACAACUACACCUACAUGCCCAACCAGUUCAACCACGACACGCAGGACGAAGCCGGCCUGGAGGUGCACCAGUUCUGGCCGCUGGUGGAGAUAAAGUGCUCGCCGGACUUGCGCUUCUUCCUCUGCAGCAUGUACACACCGAUCUGCCUGGAGGACUACAAGAAGCCACUGCCGCCGUGCAGGAGCGUGUGUGAGCGGGCCAAAGCUGGAUGCGCUCCGCUCAUGAGGCAGUACGGCUUCCCGUGGCCAGACCGGAUGAGGUGCGACCUGCUGCCCGAGCAAGGCAACCAGGACACGCUGUGCAUGGACUAUAACCGGAGCCAGACCACCACUGCUUCUCCCGUGGUGGCGAAGCCGACCAACCGGCCCCUGAAGCCGUUCAACAACAGGAAGAAGAGCGGCUACGGCCGCGGCAUCCCCGGGAAACACAAACCAGCUGUUUCCCCGUGUGAGCCGGGAUGUUUCUGCCGUGCGCCCAUGGUGCCGGUGACCAGCGACAGCCACCCGCUGCACAACCGCGUCAAGACGGGACAGAUCCUGAACUGCGCCAUGCCGUGCCACAACCCCUACUUUACCCAGGAAGAGAGAACUUUUACCGCCUUCUGGAUCGGCCUGUGGUCCAUCCUGUGCUUCAUCUCCACUUUCGCAACUGUGGCGACUUUCCUGAUCGACAUGGAGAGGUUUAAGUACCCGGAGCGCCCCAUCAUAUUCCUCUCCGCCUGCUACAUGUUCGUGUCAGUUGGAUACAUAGUCAGACUGAUCGCCGGACAUGAGGAAGUGGCCUGCAACAGAGAAAACGGCGCUGAGCACAUCCACUAUGAGACCACAGGUCCUGCGCUCUGCACCAUUGUUUUCCUGCUCAUCUACUUCUUCGGCAUGGCCAGCUCGAUCUGGUGGGUGAUACUGUCCCUCACGUGGUUUCUGGCCGCAGGUAUGAAGUGGGGGAACGAGGCUAUAGCCAGUUACGCACAGUACUUUCAUUUGGCCGCCUGGCUCAUCCCCAGCAUGAAGUCAAUAGCAGUUUUGGCUCUGAGCUCUGUGGACGGGGACUCUGUGGCUGGGAUUUGCUACGUGGGCAACCAGAAUCUGGAUAACCUGCGGGGUUUCGUGUUGGCACCGCUGGUUAUCUACCUGUUCAUCGGCACCAUGUUUCUGCUGGCCGGGUUCGUUUCUCUGUUCAGGAUCAGGAGCGUAAUCAAGCAAGGGGGGACCAAGACUGACAAGCUGGAGAGGCUGAUGAUCCGGAUAGGAGUUUUCACAGUUUUAUACACAGUCCCAGCUACUGUCAUAGUGGCGUGUUACUUUUACGAGCAGCACAACCGACAGACGUGGGAAAUUACGCACAACUGUACGUGCCAGACGGACCCGAACAGGCAGAGGCCGGACUAUGCCGUGUUCAUGCUGAAAUACUUUAUGUGCCUCCUGGUGGGCAUCACGUCAGGAGCCUGGAUCUGGUCCGGGAAAACACUGGACUCCUGGAGAACUUUUUGCACGCGGUGUUGCUGGGGGAGCAAAGCCUCCGCGGGCUCCAUGUACAGUGACGUGAGCACGGGACUGACCUGGAGGUCCGGGACGGCCAGCUCCGUCUCCUGCCCCAAACAGAUGCCACUGUCCCGGGUUUGAUCCUUUGGAUCAGAUGUCAUUUGGCACUAAAGACUAAAAGCAGCGCGUAUCUGCUCUGUUUGGGGACACAGCGACGUGAAGACUGAUUCAAAUGAUUUUAUGUGGUAAAUUAUUCAAAAGUGAGUCACCGGACUGCCAGGUUAGAUGAAAAUUUGGUCACGAGCACUCCCCUAAUGUGAACUGUUGGAUUUGUGGCCAUUCUGCUUGUAAAAGUUACAAGAAUCAGUUUAGAGAGUUCUCCUUCCUCGCCUUAUCCAAAUGACGUGCUUAGGCUGGA